CCGGUGUGCGUGCAUUUUUAAUGUAUGUCCUUGUUAGGGGCGACCCUGUUUGUCUGUAACUCGUUGUUCCCUUUAACGAUUCACAUGAAAAUGAGCCACAAACAGCGGCGUUACCGGUAACAGUAACGUUAAGGGUCGUAAUAGCUAUUUGUGUGCGCUCAUUCGCACGCGCUCUCUCCCUCAUUCAUACACACACAUCACUACAGUCGCCGCCGCACGCGCUCUCCGUCACAUCUGUGUGAGAGACGUGGUUGUCUUUGAAUAAGGGAUUAUCUACAUUUCCCCUCGGCUGACCGGGAGCCGCCAUGGAAUGCCGUGUUCUGUCCAUACAGAGCCAUGUAGUCCGGGGAUACGUGGGCAACAAGAGCGCCUCUUUCCCGUUACAGGUUUUAGGGUUUGAGGUGGACUCCAUCAACUCGGUGCAGUUCUCCAACCACACAGGUUAUUCUCACUGGAAAGGCCAGGUAUUGACGGCAGAUGAGCUGCAUGUUCUAUAUGAGGGAAUCAAACUGAACAACGUACACCAAUAUGACUAUGUAUUAACAGGGUAUACCAGAGACACGUCUUUUUUAGAGAUGGUGGUGGAUAUUGUUCAGGAGCUAAAGAGAGCCAAUCCUAAUCUGGUUUAUGUAUGUGACCCCGUCCUUGGUGAUCAUGGAUCCAUGUAUGUUCCUCAGAAUCUUUAUCCGGUCUACAAGAAUAAGGUUGUUCCUGUUGCAGACAUCAUUACUCCUAACCAGUUUGAGGCUGAAUUAUUAACAGGGAAAAACAUCAGCUCACAGAAGGAUGCUGUGGAGGUGAUGGACCUUCUACACGCUAUGGGCCCAGACACAGUCGUUAUUACUUCCUCUGAUCUUCCCCCCAGACUGGGAGACCGCUUCCUCGUCUCACUGGGUAGCCAGCGUCAUGUUCGUCCAGAUGGAAGCAGGACGACACAGAGAGUUCGAAUAGAAGUCCCCAAAGUGGACGCCGUCUUCGUAGGAACUGGAGAUUUGUUUGCAGCCAUGCUGCUUGCAUGGACACAUCAUUACCCCAAUGAUCUAAAGACGGCCUGUGAAAAGACUUUUUCAGUCAUGCACCAUGUUAUCCAGAGGACCAUAUCUUAUGCUCAUGAGUUGGCAGGUCCUGGUCGGAGGCCCAGUCCGCCUCAGCUGGAACUGAGGAUGGUUCAAAGUAAAGCCGACAUAGAAGAUCCUGCUAUAGUAACGGAGGCCACCAUCAUAUCCUAACAUUGACAUCCCAUAAGACUCAUACUAACUCCCCCGCCCUCUUCACCCCAUCGACUUCUAAAAUACUGUAUCUCAGUAAAAAGAAAAAAAAGCCCUUUAGCUUCAACAUGUCAUCAUCCAGACUUCUCAAACACUUUAGCAUCAUAACACCUCCCUCCUGUGAUCCUGAGACCUUUAUCCCUUUAAGUCCUCAGUGUCGUAACUGUUUAAACCAGAACCCCCCGACCUGUAACUACCAAGUUGUUUUGCCCUGACCCUGUUCUGGAACCAGAGCCAUGGAUAGACUGAAGCUUUGAUCUGAGUGGACUGUAUUCACUUAUGCUGACAGUAGCUGUGUUUCCAUUACAAAUGGGUGCAAAACUUUGUCAGUAUUCCGCUAAUGUAGAAAAAAUACAAUUCUGCAGUUGCAGUGUUACCAUUAAAUAAGAAACGCAUUUAAAAUCACAAGUGAAUAAGUUUGUUCAUUAGAAAACAUAACAUGCCAUGAUCCUUCAAAUACUUCUUUGUUUUUUGUCAGUUGCAACAUACAGUUGUUCAUCAUUUGAUUUGAGUGAUGCCAAAAAGUAUUUCCAUUGCAGUUUCGUGAAAUAAAUACAUUUUGUACGGUCAAAAAACCACCUCAUCCUAGUGCCAAAAUCUUUUAUAGACAAAUGGAGUUUUUUUAAAAAUUGUUUUUCCAUUAAGCAAAUUUAUUUUCAAAAUGUCAACAUGUACAAUUAUAUGGUCAAUGGAAACACAGCUAGUGAUGCAGUAUUGAACCUCACUCUCAGUGUUGCACUUAUGUGGAGGCUAAUCACACAAGCACAAAUAAUACACAAUGCCUUGCAAAAGUAUUCACUGUCUAUGUAUUUAUGCAUACCUUUGCAAGGUACUGCUAGGCGUUACAAAUUAGACUUUUUUUAAUCAGUUAUACGUUGAUUAUCAUUCUGAUAAUGCACAAUGCAGUAAACACCACAAAAUGUUAUAUUUAUUGUAGCAUUUGAUAACAAAAAUCAUUGAAAUAAAUAAACUUUAUUUAUGUAGCACAAAUUCACCACAAUGUCAUGUAAAUUGCAUUUGAGUAGAAAAAUUAUUUCAUUUCAAUCGCACAUAAAUUCCAAUAUACCUCAGUUAUCAAACAGUUCAUUAAGCUCAGUUUAUUGUUGAAAUUACCUUAAAAUGUUUCUGUCUAAGGAAACCCAGCAGAUUGUAUCGACUCAUUGACUUGCCGUCUUCACUUUGCCUGGACAGACUGACGGUAGACAAUCUCUUGCAUUGUCCCAAUAACUUUGCAACAAUCCUUCAUAUCAAGCAUGCAUGUUGUGACAGUGGAGAGAGAAAACUACCCUUUAACAGGAAGAAACCUCCAGAAGAAUCAGAACCAGAACCUGGCACAGAACCAUGGGUCAUCUGCCAUGACUGACUUGGAGUUUGAGAAGACAGAGCAGAAAAACAAAAAGAAACUGGAAAACUGAUGUAGACAUCAUAUUAGACCCAUUGCAGAGAGGAAUAAAGAGGAGUAAAUUUCCACCAAAAACCUCAGAAAUACUGAGAUUACUUACAGAAAUUUGCUAGAAAAAAACAAGAACAUUUCUUUGAUUAAUCUCAAAUCAAAGAAAUUUGAUUUGAGAUUGUCAUAACUUUCUAUGUUAAUGAAAAUUUAAAAGUUAGACACAGGCACAUUUAGUCAAACACACUCCUGAACCUCUCUGGUGAUCUCUGACUCUGACCGCAGUGAUUAAUCACUCUAGCUAUGGCUCUGUCUUCCUUUUACUUUGACCCCUUCUCCCCCAGUCUUACAGCAGUGACGUAAUGGUGACCAAGUCUAACCCUCAACAUAAAGAAGAAAAAAAAACUGCACAAUGUAUAGUUGAUGUAUAGAUGUUGUACUAUAAUUGUAUUGGACCAUCUGUAUGAUAUCUGAUCUGUCUGCUGGACCAUUGUGUUAACGCUAUUGUACUAUAGACCAGAUGCACAACAAUAUCACUAAGCAGAGACCAUCUGGGCUGGUUGUGGCACAGCCGGACACGUCAAGUCAUUGUAACUUCAUAGUUAAUGUCCGAUAGUCGUAGUGUCAAGUUGAGCUUAUUUCAUGAAGAGAAAACUGGGCGGCAGAGAGCUGCUUCCAACCCAGUCGGCUUCCAUGGUGCCAUAACCACCCCACAUCAUGUCGGCCACUUAACGGCCCAGUUCUGACCCAGAACCUUAUAUCUUAUAUCCAACCCUACCCCUCGAUAUGCUGCCUUUAGCUAAAUAUAUACAUUUUGACUGAAAUUAUUUGUAUUUUCUUUAGAUUUAACCACUGAUAAUGGCGCUUUUAUGGCCUCCCUUCCUUAUUUAUUAUUGAUGUGUGAGUACAACAAUCAGCUGCGUCUCUGUUAAUCACUGCAGCAGCUCAGAUGAGGCAGAUAUAAUGAGUCUGCAGAGUUUCCUGGGUGGCUAUUUUGCUUGUCUGCUGCAGAAGAGACCCAGCCAUCAAGUUAGGAGGUGUCGUCCACACAUAAUGAGUUCUGUUCAGAAAACUAAACAGGCAUCCACAUCAGAAAACAAUGUGGGUAUAAUAAUAACUAUGAUGAUGAUGAUGUGAGUGUUGAAAGGAGUGACUAUAGACAUGUUCCGUCUUAUUCAGGAAAUUUCGUUCAUGCGCACAAUUCUGGAGGGCAAAAAGGUCAUUCUUUUACUUGCCAUCCAUUGCCGCGUUGUUGCGGUAGAACAAUUCUGUUAACUAAGUGAAAUCUGGAAAUGUAGUUGUUAAUUCAGUGCAAAGCGCAAUGUGGCAACAGUUUUUCAGCAGAAAACUGUUGGAAAAAUAACUCAAAACCGCUUGUAUUCUUUUAUUUUCCUUGCUCUAUAUGUCAACUACGCUAUACACAGACUCGUUGUCAUAACAACUGACUGACAACAGCUUCACAAGAGUAUCAGGAUUCAACACCAAAACACAUACAGAACAGAACAUUUACUCUGUUACAUUAUUAUGUUUUCAAUCUUGAUGUUUAUUUUGCGAUUAAUAAGUGAUCAUCUGAACACAGCAGUGCUUGAUUAGCUAAUUUAAACACCUGCUCUACUAAUGAUUAGUAAGAGAGUUGGUGGGGGAGUCGGGUUUUUUUUAACUGAGCCGGAACACACUAAAUUCUGCAGCACAUCUACAUCAUCCUCUCCCUCAUCAUUUUUUUAAUUAGAGCUCUUUACUGACCUGUGAAAUGUGACACCUUUAGACCUUUUUAUCUAGUUGUAGUAUUGGGAAUUAGUAGCAAAACACUGCGUCCCUUUUUCUUUUAUAUAUGACACGUACAUUUAAAAUUUAGCACCUUAUGUUGACAGCUAAAACUAAUGUUAGUUAUCACCAAGCACGUUUUCUUGCUCCUGACAUCAAGCUGCAAUGUGGGAUAAUUCAUUUCUAGUGUAGAUUUUGAGCAAGCGAUUAUGAGAGAUUUCUGAUUAAUUUGAAACAGAAACAUGAUGGAGAGGAGCAUAGGGUGGGUCCCAAGUAAGAACAAUCAGGUUGUGCCAAGAGCCUGAAGCAGAUUUUCUUUAGUUGUCCUUGUUUUAAUGCAUCAGUAUUAGUGUGAUAUAUCAACAUUCAGUAGCAAAAUGAGCAAGGACCAAAAUUUCUUGUUUGAAUUUUAUCAGUUAGCUAGUUUUUUUAGGGUGGUAAAUUCUUUUGUGUUAGGGUUAAGCUUUUAUUCAUUAAAAGCAGAGACUUUAAAAAGCUCUUGAAAAGUCCCACCCAAGUGGAUAUAAGGUUCUGGGCCGGUUUGUAAUUGGGGCCUGCCAUGCAAAGCAAUGGCAGGAACCUAUUGCUAUUCUCCCAAGAAAAGUUUCUUUAUUAUUA
Molecule: messenger RNA, 5040 nt
Organism: Xiphophorus maculatus (southern platyfish)
Lineage: Eukaryota; Metazoa; Chordata; Actinopteri; Cyprinodontiformes; Poeciliidae
Product: pyridoxal kinase-like
Exons: 12
Coding region: 306-1229 (307 amino acids)
Biological process (GO): pyridoxal 5'-phosphate salvage
Cellular component (GO): cytosol
Molecular function (GO): pyridoxal kinase activity
Source: RefSeq, a predicted model, not a curated record